AUGGUCACAUAUGGCUUAGGAUCGUCCACGUCGCCUAUUAUCAUUGACGACUCGGAUGACGAAUCGGCGGAUGCUCGGCUCGUUGCCCAGCAGCUUCAGCCGACGAGCACGGCAACAUCGCCCUCACCUCCGGGCUCUGCCCGCAUGGUCGAGGUUCCAAGCUCUGAAACGAACGAUGAUGAGCAUAUCAUCGUCAGCGAUGACUCCCCAGAAGAGCUGUCCGAAACGAUCAGAGAAGGCAAGGGGUACAAUAUUUUGCUUCGAAUGGGAUACCGGCCUGGUCAAGGAUUGGGACCUCACUUAGAGGGAUUGACUCGUCCUAUCACAACUUCCUUGAAGCGUAAGUGGUAUCAGGCGGGUUUAGGCACGGUCGAACCACCGAAGGCAAGAACGGUGACGAGGUCGUCCGCGGUUCUGGCGAAUACUGAGACCGACCCGAGGCAGGAGACCCGAAAUGAAAGGCCUGUUCUCGCAGAAAUGCAACAGAAUCCAAAGGUCCAAAUUCUAGAGGCUCCUCCACACAGGGAAACGCAAGCCACUCCGUUAAGGCUCGCGAUUCAAGAAUACAAGCCACGAACUAAGCGACAGCUUUCUCCCCUUUCUGAGCGUGCUCAUCAAUCCCCAAGAUCUCGCGGUUUCCCUUCAGGCACUGUUGCAGCCCCCCUCAGCUCCAACUACCAAUCGCUUCACCAGCUUUCCCAAACCCAACUUUCUUCUUUCCAGCCUCAUAGCACCGCUUUUGGGAACCUCGACUGGCCUAGCAUGGGGGGCGCUUUGUUCUCAUCGCAGUUUCCGCACCAUUCGCCAGACACCUCUACUAUGGCAAGCAUAAGUCCUGGUGUGGUCACCCCUCACGCGCUUGCGCCAUUCCCCGUACCAUCAUCUCUUAAUCCCCAACAAGCACUUUCGGAGCCCGCCAAGGAAGAGCCUAUUGUCAGGAAGCCAUUUCCUCUUCCAUCGAAGCCUUCAUUCUCUCCUCAGCUCUCUAUCUCCAGCGCAAAUUCCAAGGCCGAAAAAGCUUCCAACACUAAGGGGAAUCCCCCUACUACGUCGCUUGUUGAAGUCAAGCUCCCUUUUCGCAUCCCUUACGCGCCGCUCGACCACCGCAUCCUUGGCAUGCCUCCUGAUCAUAAACUUCCGUGUCCCAGGGGAACUUUUCCCACAGAGGAUCUUUCCCCGUUGCCAGAACUUGAUCGUACACUUGUUAUGGAGACUGUACCACGCAAAUUCCGUUCUGUCGAGUUCAUUCGCGAAUGGUUGGCGUCAUUAGACAGCCCUCCUACACGCCGUAUCGAACUCGCGCAUACGAAGGCGCUGAUCGAGUUCAAGACUCAGGAGGCUGCACAUCGUGCGUUUGAGAGCCGUCGCAUGGCUGGACUUGAGGGACUGGGAGGUGUUCGUGUUUGGUUUUAUCGUCCCCCAACAAAGGAAUUGGAACCGGGUGAAGUGGUGGAAACCUCAGAUGUCACGCAGGGUUCAAAGAAAUCAAAGAAGAAGAAAGUAAAGGGGCCACCCGCCGCUGCCGUUGUUCCACUCCCAGUCUUGGUUUCAGAAGCCACUAGGACGUCCCCAGAAGUGCCACCGGAACGAUUCAAUCCGUCUACAAGCAAGAAUCAUAUACCCUUGGUUGCGCCGCUUAAUACCUUUGUGCCACCGCUACUCCCACUGCCGCCACCACCGCCGCUGUAUACAUCUCGCUUUGGUCCGCCCAUGGCUGUCGACUCGUGUGCUGUGUCUCGGGGGGUCUCUUCCGAUGUUGCCAUUACUGUACCUCCUAUGAUCGAGCCCCCACCUCUGCCUCCGAGUAUUCUUCCCAUACAACGUCGCGCGGUUUAUGAUUCUGACGAGGACAUGGACAUAGAGUCAAGCCCACCAGCUUCCCAACGUCCUUCUCCUAUCAAACUCCUUCGCAAUACACUUCCAGAUCUAAUCGCAUCACCGCCUGCUGCGGCGCCUCCGGAUACCAUUUUAGAUCAUGUCACUCAUGAUGUUCCUUGUCAGUAUAAGGAGUCGAUCACCACAUCAGCACCUCCGACUCCACCCAAACUGGUCAAUCAAAUUCUUACACCUUCAAUCCCUGUGAUAUCAUCUCGCCCAACCUCUUCGUCGCCCACGCCUUCAUCCUCUGAUAUCACGGGGUCCAUUGUUGAACCAGCCACAUCUGUUGCUAAGGAUCAGCUGCUCGCGCGACAAAAAGAAUCGGAGGAAAGCAUCGCCAGUGCGAAAGCGGAAAUAUAUAAUUCAAAGGCGAGAAUUAGCUCCGUAUCCCCAUUGCCGAAACCUAGCGCAACCACAGCAUCUGAAAGCUCUCUGGAACUCGGGAAAGAAGCGUCUUUGCGUCGCAUGGUGCUACUUAGCAAGAGGAAAAGGCGACCUGAGCUUCAGCCGGAUGUGGUAUCUGAUCCCAAUGCUCUCCUAGAGCCUGUAACACAAGGAAACUUUGGGCCAUCGUCAGCGAUAGCCACAUCUACAAACUUCAGCACAGUCGUAAAUCUCACCGCUGCCGCCACCCCUGCUGCUCUACGGGACCUCGCCGACUCCUUCAUCAACGACGCCAUACAUAGCAUUCGACCGCCUCCUCCAAAACGUUUCAAAAAGAUGCCCGAGAAGUCCGACCUGGCUGCUCGUCAGAGGGAGCUCGAAAUUCACAUCGAGGAGACGAAGAAGUUGAUGGCUCGGUUGCAAACGGCGAAGACCAGGCAAGAGAAAGAUGUCAUACUGACAUCGUUGAGGGAGCGAAACCGCUUGAUAGAGGAGACCAAAUCAAGAUCGACCACUCCCGGCGAGCACCCACCCCCAAACCAUGCAGCCAAACUGAUAUAUCCACAAAGUGGAACGACUCCGAAGGCGAUGACGAUGACGACGACAGCAGCUAGAGAAUUCCAGUGCAAGAUUGAGGUAUGUAUUUUAUCAUCAAUAUCACAAAUUAUAUGUUCGGUAGAUGGGACGUUCCGGAACACAAUGUCUAUCAUACCAUUGGGCUACAGCUACCAUCUGGGAGUCCAUUCACAUUUUUCUGUAUUAGGGGCACCUAAUAUCCUAUGUUCUUGCCAGGGUUGCAUUUUUUCUCUUUUUGCACUCGCCAAAGUAUCCUAUCUUAUAUUGUUCACCUGGUGGCCUCUGCAAUAUCAUCUCAUUCCUUCAUCAAUCCCUUUGCUAGUGUUACACUGGGGUGAUGGAAUCAAACGAGAUGUGCUUGAUCCCUGUACAUCUUUUGUUGCAACGGAAGUUUGGUUUCCAUUGCAAUGUGACGAUUUAAUACGAUCAUGCACAUGA
Molecule: messenger RNA, 3276 nt
Organism: Heterobasidion irregulare TC 32-1
Lineage: Eukaryota; Fungi; Basidiomycota; Agaricomycetes; Russulales; Bondarzewiaceae
Exons: 7
Coding region: 1-3276 (1091 amino acids)
Molecular function (GO): nucleic acid binding
Source: RefSeq, a predicted model, not a curated record